Zalophus californianus (California sea lion) is the source of this 2328-nucleotide messenger RNA. It is a transcript of the gene CLBA1, whose product is annotated as clathrin binding box of aftiphilin containing 1. Gene Ontology annotation, molecular function: clathrin binding. The record is from RefSeq and is a predicted model, not a curated record. Gene Ontology annotation, cellular component: AP-1 adaptor complex; trans-Golgi network membrane. The coding region runs from base 1 to 1728 and encodes 575 amino acids. The transcript is spliced from 9 exons. Gene Ontology annotation, biological process: intracellular transport. Lineage: Eukaryota; Metazoa; Chordata; Mammalia; Carnivora; Otariidae.
AUGCACACAGCCAGCCGGGCCCAGGUGAGCCUGCCCAGCAGGAUGACUCAUGCGUGCCAGUUCCCGUUAGCCGGGCUGCAGCCGGGCAGCCGGCCAGCUGCAGGUCGGACAGACAUGCACAGCACUGCUCGGAAGCCUCCCUCCACUGAGCCCACGGCACAACGGGCCACAGCCCUGUCCUUCGGCCCAAGCCUGGCUGUGAGUCUGCCGCAGAGCCCUGAGCUGCCAGGAGCUGCCGUCGUCCCGCCCCACUACAGCCCUGCCCUGAUGGCCCCUCCAGGGACAGAUGCCCUGCUGGGAAAGGGCAUUGGGCUCAACGGCAUAACCCAGGACUUUGUCCCCAUCUCAAAAGCCUUCACGCGGCGGACCGCCAUCCUCCCUUACGCUUGGGGACAGCGCGGCCCUGGGACUCGGGAGUCGGCCGCGCGGCGCACAGCGGGGCGGGCCAGCGCGCUGACGUCACGACGCCGGACGCCGGACGCGGGGGCCAGCGCGCUCCGUUGCCGGGCAACGGGCGGGCGUGGGGACAGCGGCGGCCGCAGCUCCGGUGAGCCGAGGUGGGUGCGGGCGGGGGCCGCAGGCCGGGCCCUCGCGGGGACCCCGGCCCCGGGCUGCCCUCCUCCCCGCCCCGGGGCGACCCCACCCCCCGCGCUCCCACCCCGUGCAGCCCCGGGCGGCUCUGGCGCAGCGCUGUGGGUGUCUCGGGAGCACCUCCCCAGCUCCCCAUCGCGUGGACGCGGCCCGGACGGCACCGACAUGCAGGGCCAGCGGCAGCGGGGGGCAGGGCCUGGCCAGACACCCCCUCCCAGCAGGUGUCGGAGCGACCUCGCAGAGGAAGCAGGCGACGUUUCCCUCUGCCCGGCUUCUAAAGACAGCGGUGCAAGCAAGGCGCCAGGGGGGCGGAGAGGCGCUGGCGCCGAGUGUCUCUCCGGGGGCGGGGAGGACUUUUCUACCUGCCCCGCCGGCGGCCCGGACCCCGGGGAGCACAACAGCGCCUGGGGGGAGUUUGAAGGCUUUCAAGAAUCUUCGGCCAAGUCUGAACAGUUCUCCCCAAACUUUGAGCUCCCGGAGAGACCCCCUCAUCCUCGGCGGCAGUCAGUGGCUUCUACCCAAAAGGAGCGUGGUUCUCGCCAGCCUCCCCAGGGCGGGCCUGGGGUGCCAGGAGCCGCGGGCAGCUCACCUUGUGAGCUUCUGCCCACCUACGAGGAUGUGUUCAGGUUUGUUUUUCAAGAAGUACCAGUCCAGCAGGCAACUGAAGGCAUCCCCCCCUUAGACUGCAUCUUAGAACUGCCCGGCUGUGAAUCUGGACAGCAACUGUGUUCUGAAUCUAGAAAACUCUGGAGAGCUCUUCAGAACACAAAUAGCACAUCGGCCUCUCGAUGCCUCUGGAGUGAGUCCCGUUGCCAGGAAAAUCUCUUCCUCGUUCUUGGAAUAGAUGCUGCUCAGAAGAACCUUUCCGGAGACCUGGGUCACAUUCUGGAAUGUUCCGACCUCCAAGAGCCUGAAGAACUGGGCGUGCCCACCUUCCGUCUGCAGCCCUGCAGAGCCCUGAUCCAGACCAAGCUCUCAGGGACUUCCGGCGGCAGACAGGGGAACCUGCUUGCAUGCAGCCUCUUUCUGAAGACCCCCUUACACAGAAACGGGCAGUACCUCACAGUUCCAUGGAAAAAGAAGAUCUUCAAUCCACGUAACCUAAAAAUGACCUUGUUUAAUAGCGACGUUUGCUAAAACGGGAAUACUUUGUAUUUUUAUCAGGAGUUUUACAUUUUCUUACUGGCUUGGUUUGGUACUGGAAACCGGAACUGUUUUGUGGGCAUGUUUCUGGGGAUGCCCUGUGCACACCCGUGCUGCGCCCCCUGGUGCAUAUUGGGGUCUGACCACUUUAGAAGAGCGUGUCCUUUGGCAGAGCUAGUCUCAACAGGAAGGGGGUGCCCAGGGUCCCCAGGAGCUCCGCCCCAGCAUGACAUGAACCAAGGUGGCACUGGGGGCCCUCUGCCUGGUGCAGGUGCUGUCGGCCCCUGGGGGUGCCCAGGGAUGAACCCAGGCCUGGCUGCCUGCGUGGCACCGCCAGGGGCACAGCCAGGUGGCCUGGCUCUCAGUGGAACUGUCCGCAGGAGGCAGGCGUCCACAUGCUCAGGGAGUCCAGAGCACGUUCCUGUCACACCUGGGGGAGAGCGAAGGCCCUGGGAGCACUUACUGCACCACUGCCUGUCUGGCAGCCUUUCUCUGCAUCUGGCCCUCCUCUCUGACUCCGAGCAAGCGUUCUCUGGUUCUGGUGGAGGCACUGAUUUUUGUAAAAUUUUAUUAAAUAAAAUGGCCUGGACAAGC